AUGGAGCCUGAAUGUGCUGAACUGCACACGCGGCUCCCCCAUCCCGCGGGCAGCCUCAUGGGUCCCCUGAAGACGGUUGUUCUGCUCUCCAUGCUGCUGGACCAGGCUUUUCUCCUGACCCAGGAGCGCCAAGAUCUUCCGACCGAGGAACCGGUCCCCAGUCUCCAUGUGAAGUUCGACCCCAGGAGAAUGGAAUUGAGUUGGGACUGCAAAGAAAAUGCUACUUACGUCGAAUGUGUGCUGAUUCACAAGGAUGAAGGACCGAUUUGCUUAAAGCUCAAGAAUAAAGAAUGUCACUGCACGUUCCAGAACUAUCCUCUCCACGAGGGAGUCACACUCACGGUGAAAAUAAAUACCAGCCAGAAACAGAUUUCAGAGAAACUGGUCUACACUAACCCAGGUGGAGAGGGCACAGCUGCCCAGAACUUCUCCUGUUUUAUCUACAAUGUGAAUUUCAUGAAUUGCACUUGGGCAAAGGGCCAAGCGGCCCCUGAUGACGUCCAAUACUUUUUGUAUAUACAGGAUUCAAAGAGAAGAGGGGAAAGAGAAUGUCCGCAUUACGUAGAAGACUCAGGAACUCACGUAGGAUGUCACCUCAAAGACCUCUCUGGAUUAAGCACCUACACUUACUUCCUGGUUAACGGGACCAGUCAAGGAACGGGAAUCCAGUUCUUCGAUUCGAUUUUGUCAUUAAAGAAAAUAGAGAGAUACAGCCCGCCCAGCAACAUCACCGUGCACUGCAACGGAUCCCACUGCCUCAUCCGCUGGGGAAAACCCAGGAGCCGACGGCCGGCGAGCGACAGGGAUUUCCAGUAUCAGCUGGACAUCCAGAGGCCGAUCGAGGUGCCGGGCGAUUCAGAAAAUAAAUACAACUUUCCGAGUCCGGAGCCCAGAGCCAGGCAUACCGUGAAGAUACGAACCGCGGAUGCGAGGGACCCCCAGUGGAGCGCCUGGAGCCAGCCCGUCGAGUUCGGCUCUGAGGAACUGGAAGCCAGCGUUGCGCACGUGUACGUGCUGGUGGUCCUGGGGACCCUGGUCUGCGCCCUGAUCCUUGUCUACCUGUUUAAAAGGUUCCUCUGGAGGCACAGUUUCCUCCAGCCCGUUCCAGGGAUCAAAGAUAAAUUGAAUGACAACCAUCAAACCGACCCCCAGAUCAUGUGGGAGAAAUUAGCUUCGGGUGCAGGAAAAGCUGACAACGAGGAGAUCCUAAUGGUAGAAGAAGUCGCAGAAGCCCCAGCGAGCGGGUGA
Molecule: messenger RNA, 1248 nt
Organism: Ceratotherium simum simum (southern white rhinoceros)
Lineage: Eukaryota; Metazoa; Chordata; Mammalia; Perissodactyla; Rhinocerotidae
Source: RefSeq, a predicted model, not a curated record